Messenger RNA from Scaptodrosophila lebanonensis, 543 nucleotides. Its product is annotated as A-agglutinin anchorage subunit-like. NCBI's taxonomy places the organism in Eukaryota, Metazoa, Arthropoda, Insecta, Diptera, Drosophilidae. The record is from RefSeq and is a predicted model, not a curated record. Bases 1 to 543 code for a protein of 180 amino acids. The transcript has a single exon.
AUGGCAUCAAACAGCAGUAAAAACAGUAGUAGCUUCAGCAAUAAGCAACAAUUAUUGCCACCACCACCACCACCAAGUAAAUGUCCAGCAUCAAACACAACUACACCCACAAACAGUCGUCAGAUUAAACCACCUUCAACAAACUGUAGCAGCAACGAAACAACCACAUCAACAACAACAAAAAAUUCAACAGUGACUUCCAUCAGUUCUACAAACGCUAGCACGGACGCCCACGAUGUAUUUGCAUCUUCAUCCUCUGCCUCAUCUACUUCGACAAAUAUUUUGAAGACAUCGACGAAGUUCAUAUAUAACAAGCCACAGAACCAUUUUGAGCUGCUGCAGCAACAGCUUCAGUUACAACAGGAGUUCGCACAGUUUCUGACUAAUGUGGCCAACAGCGCCAACUCGAGCGCUGUCAGCGGCGCAAGCGGUGGUGAACAUAGCGGUGGCAUUGGGAGCAGCUCCGCGGGCGCAGCUGCCAACAAAAGCUCAAAUUUUCAAUCGUCGUAUAAUAUGCCCUCGUGGUCUAAUUGGUUUUUCUAA